This is a messenger RNA of Poecile atricapillus (Black-capped chickadee), 3490 nucleotides long. RefSeq names its product caspase-8-like. Gene Ontology annotation, molecular function: protein binding; cysteine-type endopeptidase activity. NCBI's taxonomy places the organism in Eukaryota, Metazoa, Chordata, Aves, Passeriformes, Paridae. The record is from RefSeq and is a predicted model, not a curated record. Bases 1394 to 2773 code for a protein of 459 amino acids. Gene Ontology annotation, biological process: regulation of apoptotic process; proteolysis; apoptotic process. The transcript is spliced from 8 exons.
UCUUCUGCCUGGGUAAUUUCCAGUGAAAUCAUAGUCAGAAGAGUCCGCGUUCACUGACCCUUGAGUUUUGUGGGGGGAGGGUUCCACAUUUGUGAGUGUAAAAGACUGGUAAAGUCUCCCUUGCUCAUAAGGAGUUUGUUUAAACAAAGUUUAUGCUAUCCUGAUUUGGACUGUUUAGUGUGAGUAUUUCACUUGUGUGUUGAGGGCUGUGUUUAUGUGGCUGCACACUUUAUCUGGGUGCAUGCAGUGGUACUUGUCAGCACCAGCCCAAGAGCUGGACAGGCUGGAACUGGAAGGGCAGCUGCCAUCCACCCAGUUGGGCAAUUCUGUGUCAUCUCCUGCAGGGUGUUGUGAGAUGGAAAUUUGAAACCCUUGGCGGGGAGAGUGGGUUGGUUUUGUACAGCUUAGGUAUUUAUCACUCCUUGCUGCCCACACUGUACACCUUUCCUGUAACUCCAGUGAUACAGAGCUGUGCCAGAAAGAAAACAUGAAAAGAAAGAAAAAACAAACAAACAAAUGUGGUUGGCUGCUGUUGAGGCUUACUGACAGCAUACAGACCCAUGCAUGUGUGCACUCUCCACCUAAAGAAUUAAGGAAGGGCUGUGUCUUGUGCAGCCCCUGUAUAGACAGAUUUAAGUGGAACUAGUAUAAAAAGUCUUCAGGGGAAGUUGCUGUCUUGGCAAGAUCGUGAUGUUGAAGUGAUAAUCAAGUUCCUGGUAUCCUGUCCCUCCUGUCAUUUUUAUGCAGGAGCUGUGUAUCCCACCUUGUGCCAGUGCAGGUGACAGUCGCUACAGUUGCUGAGCAGGUAGGAGCCGCAGCAGAUUUCUUUCUCGAGAUCACCCUUUCUAGGGAGAUGAAUUUUUGGGAAGCUGUACAAGGAAAAGAUAGGGUCACUGAGACAGUUCUGGAGGAAACCAGAAUGCAGGGGAGCCGAGGGAAAUGAAGGAAACUAAUUUUAACAAAAGUGCAGUAACAUUUCCAGGAAGGGCGAGAGAGGAAGAAAUCAAAAGUGAAACUUCUGUGAAGUGAAGUAGUGCGAAAAGGGGUGGUCCUUCAAAGUGCUGAUUGAGAGAAGAAGCCAUUAUUUGUUUGUCACAGUGCAUAUCUCAGCAUGGUGGCUCUUUCAGAUUGCAACUGAAGUCUUGGUUCAGAUAAGACACAGAAGAAAUUAUGGAGGGAAAGAGAUGCUGAGACUUGGAAUGACAUGGAGACAAACAUUUUGGACCUGAAGUUGAAAGAGUUCUUGUGCUGUUCCCCUGUGCUGUUCCCAGCCUUCGGAUGAUAACACAAUUCCUGCCAGUGAAACAAGGUUUUCUGAUCUGUUACUUGAGUGAGCCUUUUGGAAGGAAUUCGUACACCUCAUUCUGUCAAAGGAUCCAAACCCUGAUGUGAAAUGAGUAGAGACUUCUUCAAGCUGCUUUUUGAAAUUUCCGAGGCUUUGGUCACAGAGGAAGUGGCAGCUCUUAAAUUCCUCAGCCUGGAGCAUGUCCCCAGGAGGAAGCUGGAAGCCAUCCAGGAGCCCAAGGCCUUCUUUGAAGUGCUGCAGGAGAAAGACAUGAUUGGGGUGGGGAAUCUGUCCUUCCUGAAGGAGCUGCUCUACCAGAUCAGUCGGAUCGACCUCCUGACUGCCUACCUGGGCUCCAGCAGGGAGGAGAUGGAGAGGGACCUGCAGGUCCCAGGCAGGGCACAGGUGUCGGCUUACAGGCAACUGCUGUAUAGAAUUGCAGAGGACUUGACUCCAGAAGACGUUGCAAGUGUGAAGUUCCUGCUCCAAAAACUAUUACCAAAGAACAAGCUCCAGGAAAACGCUUCAAUGUUGCAGGUCUUUCUGGAAAUGGAAAUAAAUGGGAUAAUUAAAGAAGAUGAUCUGACAAUUCUGAAAGAUCUGUUCCAGAGCGUUAGAGCUGACAUAAAGAAAAAAAUCGAUGCCUAUGAAGAAAAAAAAAAAGAAAAUUAUUCUAGGGAAGAAGUCCGCUAUCCUGUGUCUGUGUCUGGGCAUCCAGAGGAACAAGGAGCAGAGGGGGAGGCAGCAAAACAGCAUGGGAAGAUUUAUACGAUGAAAAAUAACCCCCAUGGUUACUGUUUAAUUCUUAACAACCACAUUUUUAAAAAUCCACGUGACAAUAGAGAGGGAACAUUGCAAGAUGGAGAGGCUGUGAAGAGGGUCUUUAAGUGGCUUCAGUUUAAGACAGUUGAGUACAUGAAUCUAGAAGGAAAAAAAAUAUAUGAGACAGUUAAAGAAUACAGCAAAAAAGAUCACAGAAAUAUGGACUGUUUUGUUUGCUUCAUUUUCUCCCAUGGUGAAAGAGGCAAAAUAAAAGGUGUUGAUGAUGAGUGCGUAAAUAUCGAAGAUUUAGUCUCCUGCUUCACUGGAACUAAUUGUCCUUCUCUUGCUGGCAAACCCAAGGUGUUUAUCAUCCAGGCUUGCCAAGGCUCUGUGCGUCACCCACCUGUUACAAUAGAACCAGACUCUUCUGGACAUCUUGAGGUGGAUGCUAGUCCUUUGACUUCCAUUCCUGAUAAGGCUGACAUUCUGAUUGGCAUGGCUACAGUGGAGGACUACUUGUCCUUCCGCAGUCAUAAGACUGGCAGUGUUUACAUUCAAUCCCUCUGUGAGAAGAUGGAGUUGCUGUGCCCACAGCGCGUGGAUCUCACAGCCAUCCUAACAGAAGUGAACAAUGAAGUGGCAAGAAGAGAAUUAGAAGGAUCUAAGCAGAUGCCAAAGAUAACAUCAACACUACUGAAGCAAUUGAUCUUUGAAGUUCCACAAUGAAAAGUAGACAAGUAAGAAUACACUAGGUUAGGAAUGACAUCUGGAGUGGGUUUUGAUAGAGAAGAGAAUUUACAUGAGAAAUUAUCUGGAUCUAUGUAGUAGCCCCAGCCCUUUAAGGAGGCAUAGGACCUAAAUUUUAAAACUUCCAUAUUGAAUCAGUUUUCUGACACCUGGAUCUGUAGUGGUCUACUAAGGCUGUGGAAGACUACAGAUCUUUGGAGUUUUUGUCCUGCAGAAGCAGUGGAGUAUGUUCAGUCUGGGUUUCAAGUGCUAAAGGACUUUCAAGUAGUAUUGAAAUUGUUACUGGAAAUGUCAAUGGAGUCUUGUUUGUGUCUGAGUUGUUUCAAGUCCCUAAAAUCUGAAAAAAAACUCGGAAUGCUGGAUGCACUCCCAGGCAACCCUGCCUUACACAGUUGAAUUGUUGUCUGUCUUUGGAAGCUAAAAUUGUUCAUGGAAAAUAUUGUCCUGCUUCAGAAGGACCAAACCCCCAUGAUUAUGUUAGUUUGGUUCUUCUAAAUACUUGGUUUGAUUUAUGUCAAUCGUUUACUUGAAUAAGCAGCUCAACUGUAUAAGUUUUUCAAUUAUAAAGGUUCUCAUUUCGUUAUUUCUCAGAGCUCUCAGAGCACAGUGUGUCUUGAAUGACUGUGGAAUACUGGAAGGAAGCUCUGUAAUCGUGUUUCUGUUAUAAUAAAUUCUCUUGGUUUUUAUAUCACCUCA